This is a messenger RNA of Dovyalis caffra, 207 nucleotides long. The record is from the annotation of a GenBank genome assembly. NCBI's taxonomy places the organism in Eukaryota, Viridiplantae, Streptophyta, Magnoliopsida, Malpighiales, Salicaceae.
AUGGCUUGUAACAGUUGUUACCGCGCUGAUGCUGAGAGUGAAAUUGUUGUUGUGAACCCUCCCUUUGAAUAUCCAUCACUAAUGAAAGGAAGAAAUAGAAGAAUCAAUGUUUCCAUCACAAGCCGGAACACACUGAGGAAAAAAAGGGGCCUCUUUCAUAGUAGUGUUCCACUAAACAAAGGCUCUUCUUGCAUGUGCGCCCGGUGA